AUGUUUGAGGUAAUAAGCCUUAUUUAUUUUGGAGAUGGAACUGGUCUUUCAAAAAGUAUACAAUUAGUAUUUCAAACAUUGUUUUCAAUUUGGCAUUCAAUGUUAUUUUUAGUAUGUUUUCAUUUAGUUAGAAAUAAAAAAUCCUAUACAAAUUUAGGAUAUACUGUAUUUAUUAUAAUUUUAGUUCACUCAUUUGCAAAAAUAGUUUCAAAUAUAAUAUUUAUUGUUUGUUUAGAGAAUGCGACAAAUUUAUCAGUUACAAUAUUUGAUUUUGCAGAGAUGAUAUCAAUGAUAACUUAUUAUUGUAUGUAUGAUAUUGUAUUGUUCUCAUGGAUAGAGGUAAUACAUUUAGUACAUAAUUUAGGACAUGGUCAACAUAUUAUAAAGAGAUGGAGAAAUUUAUUUUGUAUCUUUACGGCAGUAUUCAUAUUAGUAAUUUUCAUAGUUAGUGCAUGUUAUACUAAAAGUGAUAUGGAUGUUGCAGAGGAUGUAUUUGGUUAUGGUUUAAUAUCAAUUUCAGCAUUCUCAUUUUGUUUAUCAAUUGCUUUCUUGGUAUAUUGGAUUAGAUUACAUCGUAUGAUUAUGUCAAUUCCAAAUAAUUUACAUACAAAUAGAGUUAGAUUUUUAGGAAAAUUUGGAGUUUUAUCAUUUAUUUUUAUAGUUUGUUUGGAUGUAAAGAUUGCACAUUAUAUAAUUAAUUUAGAUAAACCAUUUCAAUCGAGUAUAUGGGAUUUAUAUGCAUUAAAUUAUUUACCUGAAGCAAUUGCAGUAACAUCUGCAUUAAUGUUUUUCAUGGGUUCAAAAAGUCCAACUAAUAAUGGAAGAGAUCAAACUGAAACUGAAAGAAAUAAUAUUAAAAGAAGAAAAGAAAGAGAAUCACUUUUAGAAAAUAGUAUUGGUGCUGGUUUUGAUAAUCCUAUUAAUAAUAAUAAUAGCAAUAACAAUAAUAAUAAUAAUAAUUUAAAUAGUUUUAGUUCAAAUACAGAUACAACAUACAGUAGUAAUGAUAGAUCAUUCUCUUUAAAUAUUUAA
This is a messenger RNA of Dictyostelium discoideum AX4, 1032 nucleotides long. RefSeq lists its product as hypothetical. The record is from RefSeq and is a predicted model, not a curated record. NCBI's taxonomy places the organism in Eukaryota, Evosea, Eumycetozoa, Dictyosteliales, Dictyosteliaceae. The transcript has 3 exons. The coding region runs from base 1 to 1032 and encodes 343 amino acids.